Lycium ferocissimum is the source of this 3007-nucleotide messenger RNA. RefSeq lists its product as uncharacterized. The transcript has a single exon. Lineage: Eukaryota; Viridiplantae; Streptophyta; Magnoliopsida; Solanales; Solanaceae. Bases 1229 to 2443 code for a protein of 404 amino acids. Gene Ontology annotation, biological process: nuclear-transcribed mRNA catabolic process, nonsense-mediated decay. Gene Ontology annotation, molecular function: GTP binding. The record is from RefSeq and is a predicted model, not a curated record.
CUGCUUUGAAUUCCUAUCCUUGUCCCGAGGGUCUAUUGGAAACAACCUCUCUACCUCCCAAGGUCGGGGUAAGUACUGCGCACACUUUACCCUCCUCAGACCCCACUUUGUGGGAUUUCAUUGGGUAUGUUGUUGUUGUAGUGAGUUUUGUUUCUUCUUACAAUUAUUCUUUAACUUGGACACAUCAUUCUGCAACCAGUUGUACCUGAGUUGUUUUAACUCCGUUUUUAACACUUUGUUGAUCGAUCAAACCAACGUCGUAGAAAACCAACUACUAAUGUGCAGUAUUUAGCUUUCUUGGUCUAAGCUAGAUAAUUUUCUGCAUUAUUGUAUCUCUUAUCCGUGAAAGGAGCUGAGAUAUAUUUAGGCAAAACUCUAAUUUUGUGAUUUAUCUUGCUAAAAGAAUCAUGUUACCUGAGAUAAAGUGGAAAAGUUAGCUUUAGAGAUAGGUUGUUAAUUCAUAAAUGAAUUGAGAUGUGCUGUGGAAUUUCUCACAGUAUUGGUUGUUUUCUUGUGAGCGCUAUGAGCAAUAUAAUUCAAAUGAGUUACACUGCACCCAAGAGGUUUGAUAAUAUGUCUGAAAUAACUGAACACUUUCUGUUUUUUUUUUUUUUUUUUUUUUUUUCACGUGUCCUCCACCAUUUCAUCUUAUCUAAGUAAACAUAUUUACACAAAUUUGCUACACUACUAAGUACUUGCAAGUGGCAUAAUUGGCUGCCUGAUGAUUUAAGCCUUUGUCAAUGCUUUUUAGAACUUCUUAUCUACAACUUCCACAUUUAUAUAUCAAUAUUUCAAGUGCUUCCUUGUCUUCUUUCUUGAUAAGGAUGAUUUGGUGUCCUCUCCCAUUUAGCUAAGAUUCAAUAAUCUUCCGCAAAAACCUUACAGUUGAAAUUGAGUAUACAACUCAUAAAAUGACGUUGAAAUAUUAUUUGAUCGCACUUGAAUUGUUAAGUACAUUAUAACUCACUAUAGUUGACAUACCAAUUUAUCAGUAAGGAAGAGAAAAACAAAGAAGCUCAAAUUCAAUGAUGACAUAUAGUUUUGUUUUUUACUAUUGCUUAGGAUGCAAUUUUAUACUCAUUAGCAAAGGUAACAAAUUUAUAUAACAGUAUCUUCUAAAGAGCCCAUUGUUUCCACCAAUAUUGAUUCUCUCUCAUCCUUUCAGUUUCAGAUGAUCUUCAGGGCAUGAGAGUGUGAGCCAAUCGGAGAAUAGGCUAGAAAAGAACCGAUGGCGGGCAGUGGUGGAAACCCUAGUUCCAAUCAGUCAUCUGUGUCUCAUCAAGCUCCCAAAAUCCUAUUAGCCAAACCUGGACUUGUUAGCGCCGGUAAGUUCAACCGUGGUGGCCCUGGCGAUGAUUCUGCUGUUCACCGCCCACGUCUUCCCGCCGUUGGAUCUCUUAAUCUUCUCUCUGAGACCUGGGAUUUCCACACUGAUCGUUUUCUCCCGUUUCUAACGGAUAAUACGGAUUUUACGGUAGUGGGUGUGAUUGGUCCUCCAGGGGUUGGGAAGUCGACAAUAAUGAACGAAAUUUAUGGUUUUGAUGCUAGCUCACCUGGAAUUCUUCCUCCUUUUGCUAUAGAAACAGAAGAAACUAGGGAUAUGGCGAAACAUUGUACGAUUGGCAUUGAACCACGAGUUUCCUCUGAACGGAUUAUACUGCUUGAUACUCCGCCUGUUUUUAGCCCUUCGGUUUUGGCUGAAAUGAUUAGACCAGAUGGCUCAUCCACCAUACCCAUAAUAACCGGUGAAUCAUUAUCAGCUGAGCUAGUUCAUGAACUGAUGAGCAUCCAACUUGGUGUUCUUCUUGCAUCCAUUUGUCACAUUAUAUUGGUGGUGUCAGAGGGAGUCAAUGAAGCUAGCAUGUGGCAACUCAUGUCAACUGUUGAUUUGCUAAAGCAUGGUAUACCUGAUCCGUCCUCUCUAACCCUUUCUCAUCCUCAAAGCUCUGAGAAAGAAAACAGAGACAAAAUUCUAGACAGUGGAGAAGAGUACAUGGCUGAUCCAGUUUUUGUGCAUACAAAGCUACGCACUGAAGAUCUAGCACCAAGUAACCUUGUUCAACUGAAGAAGGCACUCACACAAUUCUUUUGCUCGUCAUCUUUUGUGACAUCAGAAAACCACAACACUGCCAAAGAGAGUCAAGUUUCUACUGUUCCUCUCAAUGUUCAUAGUGCUGAUCGAGAAUCUGAAUUUUUGAAAUUAUUUCUAGUGCCAUCUAGAAAUAAGGACGAUUCCUUGAAGCCACAGUAUGAAAGCCAUAUUUCAGCAUUAUGGAAUUUGCGGGAUCAGGUUUUGUCAAUGAGAGGUCCAUCUUUCUCAAGGACUGUGUCCGAGCGUGAUUGGCUGAAAAAUUCUGCCAAGAUAUGGGAAAUUAUUAGGAAUUCUCCCAUUAUUGUGGACUACUGCAGAACUCUUCAAAGUUCAGGCAUGUUUAGGAGGUAGAUUUGCUAAAGCAUGGCAUACCUGAUCCAUCGUCUUUAACCCUGUCUCAUCAUCAAAGCUCUGAGAGAGAAAACAGAGACAAAAUUCUACACAGUGGAGAAGAGUAAUGGCUGAUCCAGUUUUUGUGCAUACAAAGUGCGUUAACCUAAACCUUUGAUCUUGCUGUUAGCACUGAGUAGUUACUUAGUUGUGAUGAUGAAAGAGAUGGGCCGAGCAACUCAAACAUGCAUGUUUGUGCUAAAGUCAUCUUCAAAGUGCUUAGUUGAUUACAUUGUAGAAAUUGGUUACCGCUCGAGCUUUGAUUAAAAAGUCAGAAACACCUACAGGUUUCAACUAAAAAAAAAAGACUGAUUUAUCUCAUUGAAGAUAUUGUGACUACUCAUUUCCUUUUCCAGAUAGUUUGGCACUUUAUUACUUGGGAUAUUGAAAGUAGCGGGUUUUGGUUUAGCUGCAUUUUAUAAUUAUGACUAAUCGUGUUGUAGUAUUAUUCUCUUAGUUUCUUGUUCUUCACUUUUUGUUACUAUAUGUUGUUUCUUGUACUUCGGUUAGCGUAUCAACUUUUUA